Molecule: messenger RNA, 151 nt
Organism: Paramecium sonneborni
Lineage: Eukaryota; Ciliophora; Oligohymenophorea; Peniculida; Parameciidae
Source: the annotation of a GenBank genome assembly
AUGGUGAUGGAACGAUAAACGCUGGUUUUAUUAUAAAUCUAUCUCUAUAUAUAUGGAAAAAAAUUAUAUCCAGAUGGUUUAGAAUAAAAAGAAGAAUAUCUGUAUGGAAGUCAUCAUAGUCAAGGUAUAUAAUAAAGAGAUGAGCUUUGAA